GGAGGAAAGCAGCAAACUGCAGGAGACGCGCUCACAGGUAGUGGCAACUCAGGAGCUGGAAGUACUUCUACGACCAAAGAUGCACAACCUGCAGGAGAACGUGCGACGUCAAGUCGUGACCACAGUGCACAACAGACAAUGUCCUCCUCGUCUAAGGAACACCAGCACAAAAAAGGUGGAAGUCAAGAACAGCAGGAACAAGUCAAGGGAGGUUCUUCCUCAGCCGCUAGCUCUGCGAAGGAGCAUCAUAGUGGCAAGGACAAUCACAAGCAUCACGACAACAACUAUACCACUUCUAAGGCAAGCGGUAAAGGUGGAAAGCAGGCUGCAACGACAGAUCUGGCUCUCGGUGCCCUGAUCAAGGAUGCCCAGGAGGCUGGGAAAAAACAGCUGACUCUAGGCAAUGCGCCAGCCUAUAAUUACCGCAGUCAACAGCAUCAAAAUAGCUACAGUAACAAGUAUGGUGGUAAGGACCAUGGUACUUCUAAGGACCAUGCGCAUUCUAAAGAUGGAGCUGAUCAUCAUGGUGCUGCCACAAGUGGAGGAGGCGCACAUCAUCACCAUAGUACUUCAUCUACCUCUGCUGGGGGCGUAUCGUCCGCGAAGCAGACUGGAGUCUCUAAACAGACGAGCAGCACCUCCGCGGAUGCAGCUGUUGAGGUGGAUUCAAAG
Amoebophrya sp. A25 is the source of this 672-nucleotide messenger RNA. Lineage: Eukaryota; Dinophyceae; Syndiniales; Amoebophryaceae. The record is from the annotation of a GenBank genome assembly.